Molecule: messenger RNA, 3713 nt
Organism: Phalacrocorax carbo (great cormorant)
Lineage: Eukaryota; Metazoa; Chordata; Aves; Suliformes; Phalacrocoracidae
Source: RefSeq, a predicted model, not a curated record
UUUGCAAGGAGGAGAUGGCACCUGUAAGGUGGGAGCACUGCUGUGAGCAAACCAAAUCCCUGCCAAAAGCUUCACAGCGUCUUUUCAGGUGAAAAGAGCAGGAUCACAAAAUGAACCCAGUAGCUAGGAUAACAGCCUGUUUUCUGGACGCCUUCCCUGUGGUACCUGUGGCCAUGUUGUAGUCAUCCUUGGCUUUCUGCAGUUCCUCAUGGAGCUCUCGGUCGGCAUUCUGGAUCUGGGUGAGCUUUGCCUCCCGCAAGACCCCGCGAGCAUCGUCAUCGCUGACAGCUUCAUCGGGGGCUGCCUUGCCCGAGCUCCUUCCUGCCAUCCCCGCGCCCUAGAGAGGGGUGAGGACUCUCGCCUAGAGAGGUGGGUUCGGAACGGGGCUGAAGUCCGAGACCAGAGGUGGCCGUGUCUUUCCCGGCGCUUGGGAAAGCGGUGCGUCCCCUCUCCCAGCGAUGUCAGGCGGCGGGCCCGGAGCCGUGCGCGCCCACCGCCGUGGCGGCCUGCUGGCCGAGGGGCCCGGGACGGGACCGGGGGCUCGCUCAGGGGAGGCCAAGCCUUGCCGCUGCCAAGCAACGGCGACCGGGCUGCGCCUUCCGCUUCCGGGGCAGCCGGGCCGGGCCUGGCCGCCGCCAUGGGGCGGAAGAAGAAGACACUGCACGACUACGCGGCCGAGUUCUCGGAGCUGGCGGUGAAACGGCACCUCCUGGAGCGCGGCGCUGCCGGCGGGGAGGCGGCGGUGGUGGAGACGCUCUACUGCACCUCCUGCCAGCUGCCCAUGCGGGUGCGCCGCGACCGAAUCCUCGAGCACCUCGCCUCCGGCCGCCACUACCGCAACCGCCGCCUCCUCCGCCAGCACGGCCUGCGCGCCCCGCUGCUCCUCUCUGCAGGUCCAGACGUCGGCACCGGCCUGCCCCUGCAGCUCGACGCGCCCUCCCUGCUCUCCCAGCCGGCCUUCAUCCUCGCCGCCAGCGCCGGCACCAGCGCCAGCUACGGCAUGGUGCCCUCUCCCCCCUCCUGCCACAAGCCGCUGGUUUCCCACCACCCUGUUGCCGCCGGCUCCCCCACCAGCACGGCCGCCCCCAGGGAAGACCUGACACCCUCCACCUCCGCCAGCCGCUCCUCGGCGCUCGCUGCCUUCCGCAUGAGGAUCGCGCCUGCCCCCUCAAAGCAGCUUGGCCAAAGCGGUGCUGUGCCCGAGGCCUCCGAUGGCCCAGCGCCCGCCGAACGGCAUGGCACCGCCGUCGGCCUCGCCCUCUUCGGCACAGGGCUCGUUAAUAAAGCUUUGUUUCAAAGCCUGAUGGAGGAGAACGGCUGCCGCUUGCUUUACAUUGUGGUGGAUCAGCUGGAGGAGGUGGAGCGGGCCUUUGGCACCGAGUUCCUGGCUGGCACCAGGGUGCUGCGGCAGCAGGACGCCGAUGUCGCGCUCAGCGAUCAGCGAGUCUCUGGAGCCAUUAUUUGUUCACCACCUGAAGAAGCCUCUGAGAUUGUAAUAGACGCUUUACGAGCAGGAAAAGGUGUCUUUUGCGAGAGGCUGCCCAGUUUCGACAGGCAAACGGCAGAAGCUUGUUUCAAUGAAGCUGACAGAUGUGGAAGACCAUUGGUGUGUGGAUUCUACAAGCGCUUUGACCCAGCACUGCAGUUCUUGUGCAAGAAAGUCCGCGACAGCCAGGCGCUGGGGAGGAUCCACCGGAUAUCGACGAUUAGCAGCGUAUAUCCAGCAGCGUCGCUGAGCUUCCUAAAGACGUCAGGUGGAAUUUUUUAUAAUGCUGCAGUGCACGAUAUAGAUAUCAUCAGUUUGCUGUUGGGAGAGAGCGCGCCAGAUACAAUAUUUUCACUGGGGCAUGCUUUCUGUGCAGAUAUGGCCUACUUGAAGGAUGCAGACACUGUAGCGGUCAGCAUGAAAUUUCCUAGCGGAGCAAUUGUUACUUUGGACGUCAGUCAGCACUGCACUAAAAGCUGUGAUCAGAGACUAGAGGUUCACGGUUCUCAAGGAACGUUACGGGUAGAUAAUCAGAAUCCCCUGGGGAUUACAGAGCACGGGACUUCGGUAUCCAUAUAUUCACCGACCCAAGCUGAUCGCUACAGAGAUGCACACAGGGAGCUUUUCCGACACUUCCUGAGAACCCUGAAAGGCAAGGAACCCCCCGUGAUAACCAAAGAGCAGUUUCUCUGGACGAUUCAGGUCGCUGCAGCUGCUGAACAGUCCUGGAGAAACGGAUCCGCUGUUGACUUGCGCAACGAAGCAAUAGAUUCGUCUGUAAUCAAGACUGAGAUAAUGUGAUACACGCUGCUGUUCUCUGAGGUGAAGGAUAACCGUUAAGCUGGGCUACAGUGAGGUCUUUCCACCUAGUGGUGUCUCCACCGUAACCUUCAAAUAAAGACGUGUGGUUUGGACGUUUCUGCCAGGAACGCCCGGAAGACAGAGGCACUUUUGAACGAGAAGCGCUCGGCGCGGAGGCUGCGGGUGUUUAACACAUCAGCCAGAGCCCUCGAGAAGUUCUGGGCAGCUCCAUCCAGGUGGGUGUUCCUCCUGGAGAGCUCUGCUGGCCGUGGAGCUCUCUUCUCCUGGGAGAAGCCGGAUGCUCCUCGGGCCGUGGUAAGGUGCCAGCCAGGACCACCGCCAGCCGCGAUGGGAACGGCGCAGGCGGGCGGCUUUCCUGGCAGCUUCGCAAGCCAGAUGACGUAAUGCUCCAAAAAAACAUGGGAGCAUCUGUCUGGUCCGUGCUCGUUUCCCUUCAGUAUAUGCAGGAGUGCGACUUCUGCGCUGAGCUCGCCUCUGCGCCUCCUAUUUAUUGUUCUGUUGGUUUUACUGGGUUUUCUAAAUCUUCUCAAAACGAACUUGUGAUUAAUUUUCUUGGAGGGUGGGGAAAAGAAAUGCAGAGGCAGGAAGGGAGACCUGUGACCGGCCUGACGCUAGAGAGAUGAGACUUUGUAGUAAGGCCAUAAAUUAAGGCUAAUCCUUAGAGGAGCAACGCAUUUCAGUGACAAACACUGCAUUAUUAAAGGGGUUUUUCAGAAUGCAGUCUGUGAAUUUGUACAGGGGCCCUGUACAACACCUGGCCGAGCCGUGCGGCUGCUGGGUGGGAUAUUCAGCACCUGGGCUGAGCGUUGCCUGGAUUGCUCGCGGCAGCAGCAAGGCAGCUGCUUGGAGGCUGCUAUUUUCCUUGCUUAAACACAAAUGUUGUGUUUAACAUUUGAGUAGCAAAAUUGAACUAAUGAUUGUGUUCCUUGAGUGUAGGAGGGGCAUCUGAUUGCGUAUUUUAAAGGUAUUUUUUUUAAGAGUCCAGCAGAUCUGGAAUAUACACCACAGAAAAAGAUAGUGCCUUCAGCCACAGGCAAGCCUGCUUUUUAAACCAGGUCUCUGUACCUUUUUAUUCUUGUCGUGAGCUUAUUGCAGGUGUGUAGAUUUUACUGUUCUUGUCUGUUUCUCACACUCCGGUUUUCAAGAUCAUUUGAAAGCUUUUUUUUUUUAUUGUAUUAAAAUGACGUUCUUGCCUUGAGCGUUAGCUUGUAAACGACACUUCUUGCAAGAUCCUUUAGUUCAAUCAAUUUCCAAUUCCUACAUAUAGAAUAUAUAUUACUAAAACUAGAAAUAGCGGUGACAUUUAUAGCUAAAGACAAUUCUCUCGUGGAAAUUGUUUUUAACGGUGUAAUUUUUCAAACUCAGAAGAGCUGUGUCUUGACGAUAAAGAUUGCGAUCAACUCUA